GAAGGGGGCACGCCGAGUCGCGGACGCCGCCACGCCAUGGUGGGAGAAGAAACAGGCGCGAGCGAGGAGCACGAGUGCGGCGCGCGAGGCGAGCCAAUGAACGACUACGAGAAGGAGCGGCUGGCGCGGAUACGGGAGAACGAGGCGCGGCUCCAGGCCCUCGGCAUCCGCCGCCUCGCCGCCUCCCCUCUCCUCCACAGCGCGGCCCCGUCGGCGGCGGGCAAGGGAAAGCGGAAGGGCCGAGCCGCCGACGCGGACGAGGAGUACCUCCCAUCCGACGGCGGGGAGGAUGAGGAGGGCGGGGAAAGCUCGUCGACCAGCGACCAGGAUGGCGAGGAAGGGGAGGACUUCAAGUCUUCCUCUAGGUCUCGUAAAAAGGGAAAGAAAAAGAUGUUGAACUUAGGAAAAUCUUCGAAAAGUUUGUCUAGAAAAGAGAAUGCUCCCCUCGUUGAUUUUGUGGAUGAUGAUGCAGCUUUGCAACAGGCAAUUGCUCUGUCCUUGGCAGAGCCUUCAGAAAAUUAUGUGCCAGCAAUGAGUGCAGAUAUUUCAGGCACAAGAGUGAAAGGAAGUGAUAGCACUCCAUGCAAAAAGAAUAAAAGUGUACCAGUUCAAGACUCAACUAAAACAUGGAAGAUAAAAACGCAAGGCAAGGGCAGGAUACAACUGACAGAAGAUGAUGUGAUUGCAUUUUUCUUCUCAUUUGAUGAAGUUGGAAAAGGAUAUAUCACACCGUGGGAUCUUGAACGAAUGGCAACGGUGCACGAUUUCACCUGGACAGAUUAUGAGAUAUCAAAGAUGAUUCACUGCUUUGAUAGUGACAGAGAUGGAAAGAUUAACCUCGAGGAUUUCCGCGCCAUUGUAUCACGAUGCAACAUGUUGCAGGAGCCUGCGGAGUGAGGAUGACAACAUGAGACAAGAUCGGUCCAUUGUGUUUUUUGUUUUUGCGGACAGUGCCUUUUACCGAAACUCAAUUGAAGGCUGCUUCAGUUGGCCGUUAUAAGGGGUGCUGAUGUGCAAGGAAAUGGGACAAAGAAAGUGUGUCAUGACUGAAUGUAUCCUUUAUAGUGGCUUAGAACUGCACGAGCUUGUCAGGUCCAAGUUAAAAAGGUUUAUAUUGUUUCGCAUUUACUCUCACAUGUAGCUACCGUUGCGUUCGGCGUUGUCAUGUGGUGCAGACGGAUGAUUACUUGAGUACUCCAUCCUCAAGUGAAGAAAGAGUGAUAGUUUUGGGAUGUGCCUUUCUAAAUAUUGCUCUACUAGCUAAAUAUGAGUUAUACACAUGUUAGUAUUAUUUAGAACUUGUAUUUUGGAGAUAAAACAUAGAGCCAACAUAUAAGACUUUUAAAAUAUUUUAUAUACCUAAAGUAGUUGAUACGACAAUAUAUA
This is a messenger RNA of Oryza brachyantha (malo sina), 1386 nucleotides long. RefSeq lists its product as uncharacterized. Gene Ontology annotation, molecular function: calcium ion binding. The transcript has 6 exons. Bases 37 to 897 code for a protein of 286 amino acids. The record is from RefSeq and is a predicted model, not a curated record. NCBI's taxonomy places the organism in Eukaryota, Viridiplantae, Streptophyta, Magnoliopsida, Poales, Poaceae.